Messenger RNA from Rhinichthys klamathensis goyatoka, 2511 nucleotides. RefSeq lists its product as uncharacterized. The transcript is spliced from 20 exons. Bases 160 to 2265 code for a protein of 701 amino acids. NCBI's taxonomy places the organism in Eukaryota, Metazoa, Chordata, Actinopteri, Cypriniformes, Leuciscidae. The record is from RefSeq and is a predicted model, not a curated record.
GAGUAGUAGGAACUACGAUAACAUAAUUUUGUCCUACACGGAUGAGAUUGUGUGUAGAACGAGAAUGUACUUUGAAAGUCCAGUCUUGUAGUAAGUGUGCUAUCGUCUGUCCGCAUAAAAAAUAAAAAAAUAAAUUCAAAAGAAACGCGUUUGUCGAUCAUGACGAAUCUCACGCGCAUAUCCGGGAGUUUGCAUCGUUUGACAUUGAGAGUUUGUUCAACCUUACCACUGCCUUUCUUCGGGAAUAAUGUUUCAUAUUCACACAAUAUCACCAAAUCUGCAACUACUGUCAGAUGUUUUACAAGAAAAUCACGUCACAGAAGCAGUAUCAGACAUUACGCCUCAUCAGCACACCGAACUCUACGUAUUGGAUGCGCGUCGGGGUUUUGGGGUGAUACUGCAACGUCAGUUCCUCAGCUCAUAUAUGGUGGGAAAUUGGACUUCCUUGUGUUUGAUUAUCUGUCAGAAAUCACCAUGUCACUGCUCUCAGCAGCCAAAGCUAAAGCACCUAAUAUGGGAUACGCUCCUGAUUUCGUCCUUUCACUCACCCCAUUUAUUAAGGAUAUCAGCAAAAGAGGCAUUCGCGUGGUCAGUAAUGCUGGAGGUGUCAAUCCUCUUGCCUGUGGAGCAGCUUUACAGGAAGUAGUUAAAAAGGCGGGACUUGACUUGAAGGUAGCUGUGGUUACUGGCGAUGACCUGAUGCCAAAGAAAGACUCUUUGACUGAACUCAGGAUGACUGAUUCAGAGGGAAAGAAACCACUUCCAAAAACCGUUCACAGCAUGAAUGCGUAUUUUGGCGCCCUCCCCAUUAAACGUUGCCUGGAUCUCGGGGCUGAUAUUGUUGUGACGGGACGCUGUGUGGACAGCGCUGUGGUUCUUGGACCGCUGAUGCAUUCUGUACGGUUUGUCACGCAGGAGCGUUCUUCAGAUUUCUUGUACAACAGACAUUGUGUAACAGACUCAUCAGUAACUAACGACGAGUUGUUUGCCUGGGAAUCCAAUAACUAUGACCUGUUGGCUGCUGGAAGCCUUGCAGGUCAUCUGAUUGAGUGCGGUGCACAGGCCACAGGGGGGAUUUUCACAGACUGGCACACAGUUCCUGACUGGGAUAACAUGGGCUUCCCUGUGGUAGAAUGUUCUGCUGAUGGUUCAUUUACACUGUCCAAACCUCCAAAAACCGGUGGGCUCGUUUCAUUUGGUACAGUGGCAGAGCAAUUAGUGUAUGAGAUCGGAGACCCACAGCAUUACCUCUUACCUGAUGUGACAUGUGACUUCUCCAAUGUCACCAUUACUGAAAUCCCAGAUGUGGAUGGUGGAGCAGUGAAAGUAGAUGGUGCCAAGGGAUCACCUCCAUCAGGUGACUACAAGGUUUGUGCCACAUAUGUAGAUGGGUUCAGGGCGACUGCAGUUUGUCCUGUUGGUGGUCCGAGAGCUGUGGAAAAAGCCAGAAGAACAGCAGAGAGUAUUAUCAAAAGGACCCAGCAAAUUUUCAGUCAGCUGGGUUUGGAGGACUAUGCUGAAGUCAACAUUCAAGUUCUGGGCGCUGAGGACACAUAUGGACCACAUGCGGUCAAUAAAGGUCUUCGUGAGGCUGUGGUUUGGAUGGCCGUCCAUCACAGGCAGAAGAAAGCGCUAGAGUUUUUCUCCAGAGAGGUGGCACCAGCGGGAACAGGCAUGGCUCCAGGACUCACAGCUAUUGUGGGAGGGCGACCAAGAAUAUCACCAGUUCUGAAACCUUUCUUUUUCCUGCAUCCCAAAGCAGAUCUGGAGGUGCACAUUCAUGUGAAUGGGGAGCUUGUGGAGACACACAGAGAGGUGGUAUCAGACACUUCAUUAGCAGAAAGACAUGACCCCUCCCUCCCCUCAGAAGAAUACAGAGGAAACCCCACAGAUCUGCCUUCUGGGCCACAUACCUUCAGACUGGAGGAUUUAGCAUACACACGCAGUGGAGACAAAGGGGACUCUGCAAACAUUGGGGUUAUUGCAAGACACCCACUGUAUUUCCCCUACCUGAAAAAGUUUUUAACUGCUGAAGUUGUGGAGCAGUAUUUCCAACAUUUGAUCAGAAAGGAUCCGACCGAUGAACCCUCCGUCAUACGGUACGAAUUGCCUGGCAUUCACGGUCUGAACUUCAUUCUUCCAAACUCACUCGGAGGGGGAGGGGUGGCGUCUCUGCGCAGCGACCCUCAGGGAAAAGCCUACGGGCAAAUGCUGCUUGACUACAAACUGAGAGGCCUACCUGAUUUGAAAUCAAUGGUCGAUUAAAAACGGACAAAGACUGAAAGAUGCCAGUGGUGUGUUGAGAUUUCACAUUUUUAAAAAGUGCUUCAAAUGGAUAAUGUCAAAGAAUAGUAGUUUUAUAAUGUUUGAAAAUGUCCAGAUGGAUUAUAUUAUGAAGUUUGUAUAAUGUAAACAGUGUCUUCCGUUUUAGUUUGUGUCUACUAACAGUUUCCAAACUGUUCAAAUAAUUCCAUGAAAUGUGAACUUUUCAAACACAUAACUGUGCCUUUA